GGAGGGCCCGUGGUGAUCCUGAUUGGUGAACUACGCGAACGCCAAAAACCGUCAACGGCGAGAAAAAGCAGACCCUGAGGCCUCAGCCUAAUCAGUGUUCCAAACCAAACGCAACCAGGUCCGGAGAGACAAGAGAAACAUGGGCGGUCGCGGCGCUUUGGAGGUGGCCAAGACGGUAAUGGAGGUCGCCGAUGUGGCUUGGACCGCCGUGGAAUGCCACCACCACCACCAACAACAACACGAUCAGGAGGACCACGACUCCCCCAAUUUCACGUCCCCCGAUGAGGAAUUAGAGUCCUUACGAUUGGAGAAUCAGCGUCUCCGGAACUUGCUCCAGAACAACCUCAAGCUUCUCCACAAUCUCUCCGAGUCCCCUGCUUUUUUGAAAGAUUGCCCUCCUGAUUUGUGUGCUCGUCUAGUUGCCACUGUCGAUUCCAAGAACUUUUUGCCCCGAAUCAAAUCUCUCCAGCAGGCAUCGGUAGAUGGAACUGGCAAUCAAUUUCCUUUCAAGGAAGCUGAAGUAGCUGAUUUGCGGACGGCUGAACUUCUAAUCAAUGUUAACCAAGAAGAACCAAGUUGGUGGGUAUGGGUGACUGAAGAAAUGGUUCCUAGCAAUGUUGAGGAGUGGAGUGGAAUUGAUGAUGAUAGUUAUGUGGUUGUUAGCGAGGAGCAUGUCGUGGAUGGUAUUGCAAACUUCAUGGCUAAGUGCAUUGUGUCAAACCCUAAAGCUCAGAAAUUGACCCCUGAGGAGAUGCAAAAGACUAUGGUGAAAGCCUUGGAUGGUGUGAGUAAAUUGGAGAAGACGUUAGAUUUAUGGCAUGCUGGGAUGAUGUUUUAUACUCUGUCCACUUGGGGACUUGCUCUGGUUGGGUUGUAUAAGAGCCGUGCUGCAUUGAAACUUGCUGCAAGGGGUGUUCACAAAACUAGCAAAGUGGUUUUGAGGGCACUAUAAAGAUUGAUGUUCCUUUCUACUGUCAACGAUUUGAAUUGCUAUGGAACUACAUUUAAUGUGCUUUUCCAAAGCCCAAAAACUCUAUCGCCGGCUCAUAAUUCAUGUAAAUGAUUGUAAUUUGUAAAUAGCGCUUGCAUUUGUAUUUACAGUACGUUUAUCAAUAAAUUGUUUGAUUGAUUUCA
This is a messenger RNA of Ziziphus jujuba (common jujube), 1134 nucleotides long. RefSeq lists its product as uncharacterized. The record is from RefSeq and is a predicted model, not a curated record. The coding region runs from base 140 to 952 and encodes 270 amino acids. NCBI's taxonomy places the organism in Eukaryota, Viridiplantae, Streptophyta, Magnoliopsida, Rosales, Rhamnaceae. The transcript is spliced from 6 exons.